Messenger RNA from Phaeodactylum tricornutum CCAP 1055/1, 498 nucleotides. RefSeq lists its product with no specific name. The record is from RefSeq and is a predicted model, not a curated record. The transcript has a single exon. The coding region runs from base 1 to 498 and encodes 165 amino acids. NCBI's taxonomy places the organism in Eukaryota, Bacillariophyta, Bacillariophyceae, Surirellales, Neidiaceae.
AUGAUGCACUGGGAGCGCGAAUACUUCUGGCAAGAAGAAUACACGGAGCGUGCGUGGUGUAUGGAAUGCGUGAAAUGUGAGGAACUCUCGGGCGCCGAGGGCAACUCCGGAUGUCGUGAUAGCAACUCGAACAGCUUUGACUGUGACAGUGAGGAUCAGCUCUGGUUGCAGGACUGUGGUGGUCGAUCCAAGGGUACUGCGGUCUUUACUAUUGUGCGCCACGACUCGUCGGAUCAGAUUCGUGUGCAGGGAUCGGAUCUGUGCCUCACGCUGGUGCGUCCGCGAUUCAUCAACCUGCAGCCCUGUGACGAGGCUGACAUUCUGCAACGUUUCCGAGGCUUUGACCGCAAUCAGCCAUUUGACUUGCGCCCAGUACUGAACGACGAAGGCUGCCUUACGCAGUCACAUCAUCCUAGAGCUGGCGAAGUCGUCUUUAAUGGUGGUUGUGAAUUGGCUUACUUUUGGAAUACUGCACUCUGGGAUGCCAUUCCCGCCUAG